AUGGAGAAAAACGCGAGUGUACACGGUAUAUUUGAUGAUUUAUCAAAUAUUAUUUCAUUCUUCAUGAGAAUUCCAUAUUUGUAUUUAUUCUGGAAAAAACCAUCAUCUGCUGCAACAAGAUUACCUUAUUAUCCUAUUGAUCAACACACUUUUUAUUAUAUUUGUUAUCAAGAGUUUCAUAAUUUUCUGGUUAUAUCUCUUCCAAUGCUCAAUUCUCUUGGAGAAAGUGCUAUGCAUAUUACUGCUCUGUAAAUUUUUUUGAUAGGUUCGGAAUUGAUAGUUUUUUUUUUGAAAUUUCAGAAUUGUUUCAAAAUCGGAUAUCUCAAGAUAUAUUAUUUGGCCAGGUAUUUUAUUCCCAUUUAUAACUGUUCUACAAAGAACUUGUCUGGUCUGUUCAAAAUUUCAAAGAUUUCAAUUAUAUUUCAAAGGAAAGUGGUUGCAAGGUUAUUUUAUGGCAACUCAUGCGCUGGUUUUUGCGCUGUAUUUUUAUAAUUUUCAUAAAAAAUUUGAUACAUCUGAAACUUGUCAGAUGGCUAUGUUUUUGAUUGAAAGCAAUGUAUCAAAAAUUGAAAAUGUUUCAAUUACGGAGGUUUGUUUCAAACUAUUGCAUUGAAUUAACUUUUUCAAUAUUAUUCAGCACUACCUCAAUAGAACUGCUUCUAUUUUUGAGCUUGUUCUUCCGGUUUUCUCUCUUACAAUAUCAAUCUGUGUAAUUGGUUAUAUCUAUAAGAGUCCGAGUAUGCCAGCCGAGAGGCAGAAACGUGAAAUAAUUCUGGUCAAGCAACAUAUUCCAAUCUUCAUUUUUCCUUUUGUUAGUUUGACAUCUUGAUAGAACAUGAAAGGUUUAUUUCAGAUAAAAACCUUGAUGGUUUUGUUCCUUCUUGCAUGGCGAACUCAAACAAUCAUUCCUGUUUCAAUUGCCAAAUACAUCCUAUGUUUCUACACUGGAGUUAAUGAAAACAUCAUCCCAAUCACAUAUGUGAUUUCAAAUUUCGAACAAGUCCGUGCAGUUCUCAAACGCAAAAGAACAACUAUAGUACCGGGCUCAUCGGCUACACUUUGA
Messenger RNA from Caenorhabditis angaria, 1063 nucleotides. Lineage: Eukaryota; Metazoa; Nematoda; Chromadorea; Rhabditida; Rhabditidae. The record is from the annotation of a GenBank genome assembly.